Molecule: messenger RNA, 1202 nt
Organism: Talaromyces proteolyticus
Lineage: Eukaryota; Fungi; Ascomycota; Eurotiomycetes; Eurotiales; Trichocomaceae
Product: putative NADH-cytochrome b5 reductase
Exons: 4
Coding region: 139-1110 (323 amino acids)
Biological process (GO): ergosterol biosynthetic process
Molecular function (GO): cytochrome-b5 reductase activity, acting on NAD(P)H
Source: RefSeq, a predicted model, not a curated record
CCGAGCCAGUAAGCAACAAACACCAACCGCUGCACCUGAACCUCUUCCAUGGUCUCACCUGCACUACAAUUCUUUCGAGUCCAUUGAAUCGUUGAUUGAUUGACUGAUUUCUAUCAAUUCCUCACAUCGGUUCUGAAUAUGUUCGCGCGGUCCGCUUUCAGGCUCUCUCAGCCUGCGAGACAGAGCUUUCGCAAAUACUCCACCGAGGCACCCGCCAAGAACAACACAUUCAAGAAUGUUGCCUUUGGGAUUGGUGCCAUUGGCAUCGGUGCCGGGAUCUACAGAUACACACAGGGAAACAGUGCCUCUGCUGAGACCAAGCUGAGCAGCCCAGUCUUCACUGGCGGUGAACAGGGCUUCGUGAACCUCAAAGUUAGGGAAAUCGAGGAUCUCAGCCCCAACACCAAAAGACUCCGCUUCGAAUUCGCCGACAAGGAUGCGCCCUCUGGCUUGCACAUUGCAUCUGCCCUUAUCACCAAGUUCACCCCUCCAGGUGCUGAAAAGCCUGUCAUUCGUCCUUACACGCCAGUUACUGAUGAAGACCAACCCGGCUACUUGGACCUGAUCGUCAAGGUUUACCCCAAUGGACCCAUGUCUGAGCAUAUCCACAGCCUGAAUGUUGGUCAAAGCCUGGACUUCAAGGGGCCAAUCCCUAAAUAUCCUUGGGUGGCCAACAAACACAAGCACAUCGCCGUCCUUGCUGGUGGCACUGGUAUCACCCCCAUGUACCAGCUGAUCCGUGCUAUCUUCAAGAACCCCGAUGACAAGACCAAGGUCACUUUGGUUUAUGGAAAUGUCAGCGAGGAGGAUAUCUUGUUGAAGAAGGAGCUUCAGGACUUGGAGAACACCUACCCACAGCGAUUCAAGGCCUUCUAUCUCCUUGACAAGCCACCCAAGGAAUGGACUGGCGGCAAAGGCUACAUCACCAAGGAGCUACUCAAGACUGUGCUCCCAGAGCCCAAGGAAGAAGAUAUCAAGGUCUUUGUCUGCGGGCCGCCUGGCUUGUACAAGGCCAUUAGCGGAGGCAAGUUGAGCCCGAAGGACCAAGGAGAGUUGACGGGCUACCUCAAGGAGCUCGGCUACUCCAAGGAACAGGUCUUUAAGUUUUAGAUGUAAAUGCAGCGAUUGUGAUUUCGAGUAUAUCAACUCUACAAUGUAGCUUUAGAAUUUUCCUCUCGUGAAUAAAAAUGCGUUAAAUAUCA